Molecule: messenger RNA, 510 nt
Organism: Symbiodinium natans
Lineage: Eukaryota; Dinophyceae; Suessiales; Symbiodiniaceae
Source: the annotation of a GenBank genome assembly
AUGGGUGCCGGUGCUGGAGCCAUGAUGGAGAAUCUGACAAAGCCUGAGACGAUCGAGAAGAUGAAGGAUGUGCCGGACGCACACAUCCAGCAGGCGGCUGAGACAUUGCCCGAAGAGGCGCUGGCGAUCUUCAAGAGGAUCGUCGAAGCCGCCGAGGCCGCCAAGCCAAAACUCAAGAAACGCGAGGCCCUGAAGAAGCUCGGAAACAGCGACGCGGCGGACCAGAUGGAUAUGUGCCUCUGCUUUUGGGACGAGGCGAAGGCCAAGGCCUUGCUCCAGAAAGAAGUGGACAAAGGCGCCAUCUCCGCUGUACCGGAUGAGCUGAACGGGGCGAUUAUGGCGGUCUCGGACGUGGCUUGGAAGACUCCCGAGGAUGCCAAGAAAUGGACUUCCUACCUCAAGGAGAUCAGCGCUCUUUUUUUCGAGCACAGAAGAAGAAACUCUUGGAGCACUGUGUCUACUUGUGGGAUAAGAAGACAGUGGACACUUGGAUGGCGAGCCACAAGAUGA